AUGUCGGAUCAAGCACCAACAAAUUAUAUUGUAACUACUCAACAAGAACAAGAACAAGAACAAGAACAAGAACAAGAACAAGAACAAGAACAAGAACAAGAACAAGAACAAGAACAAGAACAAGAACAAUCAACUAAUAUGCUUGUUCAACAAUCUCAGCAAACAACUAAUAAUCCAUCACAAUAUACAGAAGCACAACGAAAACGAUUUAUUCAAAAACAACUUGUUUUAUUAUUUCAUGCACAUAAAUGUCAACAACGUGAAAAACAAACAAUCAACGAUGAAUCAACACGUUCAAAUGCAUGUACAUUACCACAUUGUAGUACAAUGAAAAGUGUUCUACAACACAUGACAAAAUGUGAUGAUCAUAAAACAUGUACUGUACAACAUUGUGUUACUUCACGUCAAAUUAUUUUGCAUUGGAAACAAUGCAAUAGUCCUCAAUGUCCAAUAUGUCAACCAAUCAAAGAAGGAUCAGCAUUAGCAAAAUUAAAUCAACAAAUAGCAACAAUAACGAUAGCAGAUUCAGCAGAAAUAUCUUCAAUUAAUCUUAAUACAAAUUCUUCAUCAAAUUCGAAUGAACGAUCAAUAAAUAUAGAUUGGCAAAGACAUGUUACAGCCGAAAUGCGUGAUCGUCUGGUACAAAAAAUCAUAGCUGCACUUCUACCUAUAACUGAUACAGGAGCUGUACAUGGUAAACGUAUUAUUAAUUUUGAUAAUUAUGCUCGACAUGUUGAAAAUGAAAUAUUUGAAGUUGCAGCUAAUCAAGAAAAAUAUUUUAAUAAAUUAGCUGAGAGAAUUCAUAAAAUUCAAAAAGAUUUAGAAGAUCGUCGAGAAGAAAAAUAUUUACAAGAUAUGCAAUUAGCAGCGCAAAUGUCUUCAACGAAUGAUUUUAAUGGAGAAAUGUAUUCAACUAUUGAUACAAUGGCCGGUGAUCAUGGUCCACCAAAUCGUACAGCACCUAUAACUGAUUAUGUAUCAUCAGCGGCAGUGGCAGCAGCAGGAAAUCUUCUUCAAUCACUAACAAUUAAAUCUGAACCAUUAACAAAUCGAACAAUGGUAAAUACUAAUAAUAAUAAUUCCACAUCGACUACAUUUGCAGUAACAAAUGUACCAUCACAUGAUCUUGAUAUGCUUGACACAACAAAAAAUAAUUUAGAUGGUACAAAUCAAUUGAAAAACGAACCACUUUCACCUAAGAACUAG
This is a messenger RNA of Adineta steineri, 1206 nucleotides long. Lineage: Eukaryota; Metazoa; Rotifera; Eurotatoria; Adinetida; Adinetidae. The record is from the annotation of a GenBank genome assembly.